Cylindrotheca closterium is the source of this 927-nucleotide messenger RNA. Lineage: Eukaryota; Bacillariophyta; Bacillariophyceae; Bacillariales; Bacillariaceae. The record is from the annotation of a GenBank genome assembly.
AUGAUGAACGCUUCGAGCAACGAUGACGGUUUCGGAGAAAACCCAUUCCGAACGUCAACCAACGAUUUCUACGACAUAAAUCCUUCGCCAGUAGUCCAACCCCAGUUGCAUCAAAGCCCACAACAGCAGUUUCUGCAGCAAGGAACCGCCUUCAUGCAGGCCGCCGAGCCACAAUCGAGUUUCCCUCCUACGUCCGGGCUGACAGGUGUCAUGAAACCGCAACAGGAACAGAUAUCAUCGAUGGAGCCUCAAGUUUCACGCGGAUGUUGGGGGACAAUUAUGAUGCUGAUUGAUUUGAAUACGUACAAAGCCUAUUUCGAUGUGGAUGCGGAAGAUAUUGUUGCAAGAAUCAGAGCCGUGUGUUUGGACUUCUACAAGCCAGAACACUUUCGAAAUAACGUCUUGGGUGCUCGGCAAACGAAUGGUUUGAAAGGUCCAGAUCUUUAUGGUCCAUUUUGGGUUACGAUGACCCUUAUUUUCUUGGUUGGGGUAACAUCAAAUAUGCACGCAUACCUUCAUCGCAGUGACGUUGAGGUGUUUGAAUAUGAUAUCAAUCAUUUAAUGCAUGCGGCUUCGGUUUUCUCUGCAUUUUCUUUUUUGUUGCCAGCAGUUUUCUGGGUGACUUGCAAAUGUAUGAACAUGGAAGCUUUGUCCUUGGUCGAGUGGGAGUGUCUAUUUGGUUACUCUUUGGUUCCUUUUGUUCCCGCAGUAAUGUUGUGUGUCAUUCCCUUCACGAUUUUCUCAUGGAUCUUUCCAUUAGGAGCAACAAUCGUGUCUUGCUCAUUGGUUGUUCGCAAUGUUUCAGCUCCAAUGCUUUCUACUGAUGCUGGGAGAGCGAAAGCACCACCUUUGAUCCUUGCGAUCCUUGCAUCUUACCUUAUUUUUUUCUUUGUGAUCAAAUUUACUUUCUACACCCAUCGCAAGUAA